GUAAAAUUUCAAAAUCCUUCGCACAAACACACCUUAAAUUAUUGUACAUUUGAUGUGUGAACAGUAAAUUUCGACCGCCGCGAAGCAGAUCCGAGCUACCUCAGUCUUGCGAGCCACGCGCAACCGAACCCCCGUUACUUUUAAAACUGAAAUCAGCCCGACAGGCGGCAUUCGUAAAGCUUGAUGCAAGAAAUACCCAUUUAAAGUUGCAAUUAGAAACCAGAAUUCAAUUUCGAAAUUGCAGGCUGUCGAUGAUUAUCGCCUGAAAUUGAAGAUGAAGGGUUUCUUCUUGCCGAUCUUGAUUUGGGCGGCGCUUCUCUGCAACGUAAUCCCCUCUGCGUCUUCUACUGCUUCCACGAUGCACACAAACAACUGGGCUGUGCUUGUUUGCACUUCCCGCUUCUGGUUCAAUUAUCGGCACAUGGCCAAUACUUUAUCGCUGUAUAGGACUGUGAAGCGAUUGGGAAUACCCGAUGAGAGGAUAAUUCUUAUGCUAGCUGAUGAUAUGGCCUGCAAUGCUCGAAACAAGUAUCCUGCCCAAGUCUUCAACAAUGAAAAUCACCAUCUUAAUUUGUAUGGAGACAAUGUUGAGGUUGAUUACCGUGGAUAUGAGGUCACUGUCGAAAACUUUCUUCGGGUGCUGACUGGGAGGCAUGAGCCAGCUGUACCUAGGUCAAAACGGCUUUUGAGUGAUGAAGGUAGUCAUAUACUUCUAUACAUGACAGGGCAUGGCGGGGAUGAAUUUCUAAAAUUUCAGGACUCCGAGGAGCUUCAAAGCCACGAUCUAGCUGAUGCUGUUAAACAAAUGAAGGAAAAGCACAGAUUUAAGGAGCUGCUGAUCAUGGUUGACACGUGCCAAGCCGCCACCCUUUUUUCUCAACUUCAAUCACCCGGUGUGCUGGCCAUAGGAAGUAGCAUGAAAGGGGAGAACUCGUAUUCACAUCAUUUGGAUUCUGAUGUUGGUGUAUCAGUUGUAGAUCGAUUCACAUUUUACACCCUUGCAUUUUUUGAGAGGUUAAAUAUGUACGACAAUGCCUCAUUAAGCAGCCUUUUCAACUCCUACAAUCCGAAUAUGUUGAUGUCAACGGCAUAUUAUCGAACUGAUCUAUACCAACGGCACUUGAAGGAGGUACCCGUUACCAAUUUCUUCGGUUCUGUCAUGGAAACAAUCCAUACUGAUUCACCUUAUCGAGCUUUCUCAAGAAGAAAUGCAAGAAAACCAAAAAUUCAAGUUCCUUCGGAUCAACCAAGCGAGGACAGGCGAAUACUUGAGGUUUCAAACACUUUAGAAGAAUCUCAUUCCUCUCAGGAUAACAAGGUCGCUUGCCCAUUUACGUGUACUUGGAAUACACUUCUUAAGAAGAUGGAAACUGGGAAGCAAAAUGAUUACUUGGUGAACUAUGGACUGAUUAUGAUGUUACCUAUUGUCGCCUUUUCUUCUUGGCUCUCUUGACGACGGUGAGACAGUCCACAUUUAAAUGGGAACAAUGGCCCUUAAAUAGCAUGACCGUAGGCAAUCUUUAUAGGAUAGAUUUGUCGCGGAAGCCUUUGUAGAUUUGUAGAAUUUAAAUGGAUGUUUUCUCAUUAUGUCAUGGCCCUGGCUUUGUUUCUGCUGAAAUUAUUUGGACAUUUUUUGGGGAGUGAUUUGAGUUUUUACUGCAUUUGCAAUACAUGUGAGUUUGAGCUAUCUUUCA
Andrographis paniculata is the source of this 1694-nucleotide messenger RNA. RefSeq lists its product as uncharacterized. Lineage: Eukaryota; Viridiplantae; Streptophyta; Magnoliopsida; Lamiales; Acanthaceae. Bases 275 to 1453 code for a protein of 392 amino acids. The record is from RefSeq and is a predicted model, not a curated record. Gene Ontology annotation, biological process: attachment of GPI anchor to protein; proteolysis; protein localization to cell surface. Gene Ontology annotation, cellular component: GPI-anchor transamidase complex. Gene Ontology annotation, molecular function: GPI-anchor transamidase activity. The transcript is spliced from 10 exons.